Messenger RNA from Oldenlandia corymbosa var. corymbosa, 197 nucleotides. The record is from the annotation of a GenBank genome assembly. Lineage: Eukaryota; Viridiplantae; Streptophyta; Magnoliopsida; Gentianales; Rubiaceae.
AUGACCUCCAAUUUCCGGCGACUCCCACCACUCUCCGGCGACUCCAUUUCCGGCGACUCUCCUCCCUCUGGUCAAUCCGGCGUGUCUCCUCAAAUACUCUCCACCUCCGGCGACUCCUUGCAAUCCGGCGACUCCCUCCGAGACUUUCCACCUCCGGCGACUUCCUCCACUCCUCCCGACUUCCUCCAUUCCUCACU